GCCGUUGGGGGUUGGUGGAUUGGGGCCACAAGUGUCUGGCAGUGUGGGCUGGGGCCUUGUCACCGAGGCAGUCACUUCUGGGCCCCGAGGCAGCUGCCCCAUGCUCUGCUGAGCACGGCGCCAUGUUUAGACACUUCCUUCUGCUGAUGACUGUCUUGGGACCUGGCACCAGCCUCCAGCCGUGGGACACCCGGAAGCAUGGAACCAAGGAAGCCUCGGACCCUGUGCAUCUCCGGGGAAGGAGACAGGCAGAUUGGGGUGAUGAUCUUGAGGAUUUGGACGACUAUCCCUGGGGAGGCACAGAACCCCCAGAAAUGCUGAUAAAUGUCACCAACACUGCAGUUGCUCACCCUGAGGCUCUGACCAGGACGGCUGUGCUAGAGCAGACAGAUUCUAGAGAAGCUGCAAGCCGGGAGUCAGCCACUGCGAAGGUUGCUGCCACCCGCCCUGUUGGCCCAGAUGGAGGAGGGCGAACUCUUGGGCUGCUCAGCACAGAAUCUGACACACAGUGGAAGCCAACCCAGCCAGCACCCACAGAGGCAGAGACCUCUCAGCCAGCACCCACGGAGGCAGAGACCACACAGCCAGCACCCACGGAGGCAGAGACCACACAGCCAGGACCCACGGAGGCAGAGACCUCUCAGCCAGCACCCACGGAGGCAGAGACCUCUCAGCCAGCACCCACGGAGGCAGAGACCACACAGCCAGGACCCACGGAGGCAGAGACCACACAGCCAGCACCCACGGAGGCAGAGACCACACAGCCAGGACCCACGGAGGCAGAGACCAUACAGCCAGCACCCACGGAGGCAGAGACCACACAGCCAGCACUCACGGAGACCACCGAGCUUCCUAGGAUUCAGUUUGUAAAAACUCUGUUCACAAAGUCCACAGCCACAGAAGCCCCUUCCACGGAGCCCGAUGCCACGGAGACCAUGUCCACUAAGUCUAAUGACUCCGUCGUCUUCCUUGGGCCAUCUGUGCCUCACAAUGACAAUGAGGUAUCCACUGGCCACUUCUCUGACGUUGGCAUGAAGAAAGGGCUGGUGGUGACCCCUGCAAGCUCUGUGGCCCCAGCCCAACCAGGGACCUCAGAUCUCAUCCCUGUGAAGCAAUGCUUACUGGCCAUCCUCAUCUUAGCUUUUUUGGCCACCGUCUUCCUGGUGUGCACGGUGGUGCUGGCGGUCCGCCUCUCUCGGAAGAACCACAUGUACCCAGUGAGGAAUUACUCCCCAACUGAGAUGAUUUGUAUCUCAUCCCUGCUGCCUGAGGGGGGCGAAGGGCCCCCUGCCGCAGCCAAUGGGGGCCUGCCAAAGGCCGGGGACCUGAAGACAGAGCCCAGUGAGGCCCGAGAUGGGGAUGACCUCACCCUGCACAGCUUUCUCCCUUAGGCUCUUCUGCCUGGCCACCUGAGCGACACCCUUGCUGGCUCUACCCUCCACGCCUAUCCACUGGCCACCACGGCCACAGAGCUGGGCUUUCUGGGUGAAAUUGAUCCGCAGGAGUCUUUAGGGAAGAGACAUUGGAUUACCCCAAUCAUGGCCCAGAGCCCCCAAAGUCCUGUGGCUCCUGCUUCAUUCACUG
Messenger RNA from Acomys russatus (golden spiny mouse), 1584 nucleotides. RefSeq names its product selectin P ligand (gene Selplg). NCBI's taxonomy places the organism in Eukaryota, Metazoa, Chordata, Mammalia, Rodentia, Muridae. Gene Ontology annotation, cellular component: plasma membrane. The record is from RefSeq and is a predicted model, not a curated record. Gene Ontology annotation, biological process: leukocyte tethering or rolling; hemopoiesis.